This is a messenger RNA of Pyricularia oryzae 70-15, 342 nucleotides long. RefSeq lists its product as uncharacterized. NCBI's taxonomy places the organism in Eukaryota, Fungi, Ascomycota, Sordariomycetes, Magnaporthales, Pyriculariaceae. The transcript is spliced from 5 exons. The record is from RefSeq and is a predicted model, not a curated record. The coding region runs from base 1 to 342 and encodes 113 amino acids.
AUGAUAAAUGAGAGUCAGUUUGAGGGUUCCUACUUCGUACAGUACAUACGAAGUAUCUGGCCCGUCGGGUCGGUGUUGGCCGGGAUUCGGAAGAUUGAACCGAAGAGUCGCGAGCGAUUCGCAGUUGCCGAGACUGGCGAAGUGCAUCUGGUAUCCCGUUUGGCCGAGACAAGACGCGAUAUUUGCGGUACGGGAAAGCGUUCUUCCAAGAGGGGACAUAAUGACUCGAACUGGCAAAAUGAACUUGAAUUGAGGAACUCCGCACACCCGAGACUGAACCGCCGCUGUAACACGGCGAGUCAUCCAUCACUUCACGGUAUCCCUACUGUAGGGCUACUAUAG